ACGUUGGCCAGAGUCAUCGUAACUCCAUCGUCGUCAGUCAGUCUACCUGAAAUGAUUGUUCGCUCCGCAGGCGGGUGGAAAGUGUGUCGGUCGACUUGUCGGAUGCGUUCGCUGAGAGAUCGAGGAGGGAGAAAAAUAAAACAGGUGUUUCAGAUAUGUUUUCAUUUGUAAUGCUUGAAGAAAAUCUGGAUUUAUGAAUGAGAAUUCAUUGAAAUUUUCAUUUUGUGAAGGGACACUCUUUGAAACAGGACUGCACCAUUUAUGAAGGAGGCUGUUUUAUAACAACAGCUAUGUAUUACCGGAGAAAGUGGAGACUUGAAGCACAUGACUUAUUUUGCAUUGUGUUAUGACAAUUGGCUUUACUGGAUGGACAUUAGUUUAUAAUGCCUACCUUAUAUUCUUGCUGUUAAUGCCAAACCCUCUGCCAGAAUUGCACUAUCCUUCACGGGAAUGAUUGUCUGGCUGUUGGUGUCUGUAGUUCAAGUGUAAGUUAUGGCACAGUCUUCAGAAGAUAUUCAGAAUAACAACUUUCAGUUGGGCCCCUCAUACCCCAUUACUGAUAACUCUGUUACAUCUAUUGGUGUUCUUGGAGGCAGUGACAAUGUCACAUCAAACUUUCCUGGAAGUUCAUCUGUUUUAGCCCAGUUUGUUGCCAGGAACAUUGGAAACUUGGGGGAAGAAAGCUCUCCCUCUAGUAUUGGAAGCAUCACCUAUAAUGAUGAAUACCUAGAGGAUCCAUUUCCAGAUUUGACUCUGGAAAAUCUUCAGAUACCUAAGGAGUAUGUGGAUCCAUCACUAGGAUAUGUGUUUGUGAAUAACCAUGAGGACAAUCAGCAGGGCUUUUUAGAUAACUCACAGGCCCUCUUACAGCAGUUAGAGGAACUUGGAGUAAGAGUGAAUGAUGAUUAUUACUCAUUAGAUUUUGAGGUUAACACUACUUCAAGUGUUGAUAGCAUUGUCAGCACUACUUCUGAAACUACGGAUGUUUCUCCACCACAUGACAGUGGUGAAAAAAGACUUGAUGUUUGUGCUGAAAAACAAGAUGAAAAGGAUUCCUCUUCUAGUAGUUCGAGUCCAGCAAAAGACACUAAUUUUGUAAAGUGUGUUUCACCUAGUGGUAUUUCAGACUCAGUUUCAGAAAAGGAACAUAAUUUAGAAAAACUUAUUAAACUUGUUGAAGAAGGUGAAAGUGAAGAUGAGUUUAGCAUUGACAUUGAAGAUUUGGAUCAUGAAGUAGCUGAAGCAGAAAUUUUGCCCACUGGUGGAGUGAAGGUGACAUAUGACAAUUACAAGAAAAAUUACCGCCCCCGCAUAAGUUCGCACCAGAAUUUUCUUAGGUAUUUGGAGUUAGUGCAUGAUCGAAGUGAAGAAGCAGCAAAGGGGGAAACGAAACCUCAACUUCCUCGGGAUGGGAAGCACAGCUUUGAGUUAUACAAAAGGAUUUUAACUUCUGUUCAGAAAAAAUUUAAGCUUCAGGAAAAAGUUACCAACCUAUCAGCUCUACAGAAUAAAUAUUCCAAGAAGUUAAUGAAACUUAUAGCUGAAGAGAUGACUUAUGAUACAAUGACUCCAGACAGUGGGGUCCAUGAGAACUUCACUAAUCUCAGUGCAGAGGAACAGGAGAAACAGCGUGAGGAGUGGAAAGCUGAAUUAGCCAAGACUGAGGAAGAGAUUCAGACACUUCGUCAGGUCUUAGGUUCAAAAGUUAAACAUGCCCAGGAUUUGAAGCGUAGAUUGGGAAUAACUGUUUGGCGAGAAUUCACAGAAGAUUUUAACCAAUCCAUGAAGACCGUUCGUGAAUCUCAAACCACUCAAUAUGUCCAAAGCUUACAAGUAGUACAGAAGGCCAACGAGGUUAUCACAGAAUUCCAUGAAGCUGUGUCUGCGGCACCAUUGUAUAGGAAGAUGUCUGGAGCAUUUGUGGAACUAGGAGAAGCCAUAUAUCAGCAACCAGUGUAUCAAAAAACAGCCGGUGCAAUUGGUGCCGUAGGUGAGAAGACUUCCUCACUGUUCGGUGGCAUUGGUGCCAAAUUCGGCCAGUUGAAGGAGACUCCCACGUUCAAAUCCUUCGAAGAGCGUGUAGGUGGUGUCUACAGCGCCGCCAGGACUCGUAUGGGUGGUUCUGGUUCCAACUCUACGCAGGACUUCGAGGAAGCUUUAAAGGAAGCUGAGGGAGAAAAGGCAGCUGCCAAUGGUGGCACAGUGCCUACUUCGACCACUCCUGGAACUGAAGUCAGCCAGCCAGCUGCUUCUUAAACCCUUUCGUGCACCGUUCACUGCCACCAUACCACUUGCACUUUGCCACUCUCACAGCACCCCAUCACCAAAGUUACUAUGUUGAUAGAGAAGAGAAUGAUGAGAAUUAAAAAAAUAUACAUCUGACUAAAGUGGCUCCUCUAGUCAGUCCAUGGUUUGACUUCAAAAGUUUUUGCCUCUAGUUCAUAUGUGUAAUAUGUUCAAAGGUAAGUCUAAUAUAAUAAUAAUAAUAAUAAUGAUAAUACAGGAAUAGCAUUUGUGAAUCUUGUUGAUAUUGUAAUAUUAAUUUAGUGUUCCAUUAAAAGUAAUUGUGGAUGUCCAUUAGGCAGCAAAUGGUAAUCAUCUCUUUAACAGAAGUUUGGAGUCCUUACAUCUUCUUAGAGAAAACACCUUAGGCAUUAUAAGAAUAAGCUUUGAGAGAUUAGGGCAUGAUUAUUUUCUAUAAAAGCAGCUUCAUGAGAAUAGAGCAUAAUUAUUUUUGGGCGUAGGUCUUUAGUAUAUAUUCAUAAGAGGACAAUAUCAUUUUCCCUCUUGUUAUUUUGACCUUAGUCAAGUUAGGAACAGAUUGGGUAGUUAUGGUUCCAUAACUGCCAGUUUGUUCUUAACAAGUGAUAGAAUGCUCUACAGACUUUACAACAAUGUUUUGAAGAGUAAUUUUGUGUUGGAUCAUCUUGGAAAAAUAACUGAAAGCCUACAGCAUACUGUAAAAGAACAAUAAAUUAUUUGUUAUAGUUUGCUUCCAAUAUAAACCUGGUUUAGCCUCUUAAGUUCAAAGCUUCAUGAAAAACUUAAGGUUUAUGUUCCUGCAGUUUUCAAUGUAUCAUCAGCAUUGUGGUGCAUUCUUUGUGUGAUUACAAGUGUAGCUAGCUUAGGUACUCAUUAUUCAUAGGCUUAUUUGUAUGAUCCCGUAUAACAAAAAUUAUGAAAGCUGUUAAAUCAUGGUUGAUACAUUUCAAGAAUAAAAAAUAAAGUGAGAUGCUGGGCUUCACACCAUUACUGCAAGCAAGUUUACUUUAGAAUGUUGUAUGUUGUUCAUAUCAUAGGUUAUUACUAAUUGAAGAUAUGUGAUGAUGAAUGAUAUGCCCUUGAAUCUCCAGUGGUGUUAAUUAUUCUCUUUCUUAUGAUUAGGUGGUGUGAAUAUUCCUUUAUAUUUUCUUGAGAGUACUUUUAGUGAAGGUAUAUUUAGUAUAUUUAGAGGGAUAUAGGUGCAUUAUGCUGUUUUUGUAUACAAAAAGUUUUAAUCUCUUAGGAAUAUCUUAUGUUUCAUAACUGUAUUUGUAAAUCAGGAUUUAGAUGAGGGGUUUUGCUGCAAUAGGAACUUAAGUGUUAAGAAACGAUCUGGAGAUGGGGUGUCUCUUCCUCUCAUGGUCUUGUGAAGUGAUGGGAAUUUGAAUCUCCUCCUUUUCUACAGAGGGAAACAGUUCCUAUGACUAGACAUGUCCAAUUCAAUCUGUAUGGCUAUGAAGAAUCAUAGUACAUUACCCUUCCAGUGUAUAUAGAGGAAAUAGUUUUUUUUUUUGUCCCACAUGGCAUUGCAUGUUCAUAGGGGACAGAUUAUCAGCUUGAGGAUAAAAUGGGUUUUAUCAUUUUUUUGAUGGAAAACAAAAUCUUUGUAGUUUAUUCUCCCUCAUCCCCUUACAUCAAUUUAAUGAUUGAACUGUACCCAAAGUUAUGAUAAUGUGACAUUCCCAGGAUAGUCUAUAGGUAACACUCCAGGUUUGCAUGUACACAUUCAUAGGUUUAUAAACUAUGCUUAGGAAAUAGUGCAGUACAACAAUGUAAGUUCACUUGGAUUUUUAUUCUCUGAUUCCUCUGUUAAACAAUGCUUGUUGCUUGUAAGACUGAAGUUUACAUGCUAGGUUUGUACUUAUAUAACAGUAUUAGAACUUUGAAAUAUUGUAUAGUUAUGUAAUGAACAUUGAUUCGGCCAUUGUUUUUGCAAUGAUAAGUUUUAAACUCUAUUAUUUAUAGGUGUCAAUUGACCUGGAGUUGUACCCUAUAAAAUGCAUAUUGAAUUAGGGGAACAUAAAGAUGGUUGUUGUUUUUGCUGUUGUAUUCCAAGUUAUUUGAAAUGUAGUUACAACAUGAA
Molecule: messenger RNA, 4345 nt
Organism: Macrobrachium nipponense
Lineage: Eukaryota; Metazoa; Arthropoda; Malacostraca; Decapoda; Palaemonidae
Exons: 9
Coding region: 493-2256 (587 amino acids)
Cellular component (GO): cytoplasm
Source: RefSeq, a predicted model, not a curated record